Messenger RNA from Lineus longissimus, 3212 nucleotides. RefSeq names its product cadherin EGF LAG seven-pass G-type receptor fmi-1-like. Gene Ontology annotation, cellular component: membrane; catenin complex; adherens junction. Gene Ontology annotation, molecular function: calcium ion binding; cadherin binding. Gene Ontology annotation, biological process: cell-cell junction assembly; calcium-dependent cell-cell adhesion; homophilic cell-cell adhesion. NCBI's taxonomy places the organism in Eukaryota, Metazoa, Nemertea, Pilidiophora, Heteronemertea, Lineidae. The transcript is spliced from 12 exons. The coding region runs from base 415 to 2706 and encodes 763 amino acids. The record is from RefSeq and is a predicted model, not a curated record.
UCAGAGGCGCCGUGUAAAUAUAUUUUCAAUGAGUCUAAGCAUGAAUACGGGUACAUUCAAUUAAUGUUUUACAUGAAUAAUGGUCUUUUAAAUCCUUAUUCAUGCAGUUUUUGAAGUUAUAUUUUCAAAUCCGCCUCCGUUAACGUAAUCUAAAUUGGCCUAAAGUGUUUGAAGGUGCGUGUGAAAGUCUUUCAUACCAAAGUGAUUUUCUGUCAUGAUGUGAUUCUGUUGGCGUUCCGCUUUACGCUUUGGAUAUUUCACAAAAGACGCGUUUGUGAGGGAAUUUCUUACUCAACAGAGACCGCGUGAAUUAGUGCAAAGAGCAGUAUAUCACUCUAUCACAUACGGCCAUCUUGUUUUAGCAAUUGCUACGUUAUCAUUUAAGACAAACGCGUAAAGGAAUAAGAAACUGUGAUGAUGUCGUAUUUACCACUGACUUGUGUUCUGCUGGGAUAUUACACUGCACUUUUGGGUGGAUUUUUAUUUACUGGGACUCAUGGCGCGUCAAUUGCCAAUAUGUGGACAGGAUGUCCGACGAAUGUAGCAGAAGAUGUGACGGCAUGGAAAGAGUUUGGAACCAUUGACAAGGCUAAAGUCCCUGACGUUUGGUCACCUCAGUAUCGAUUGAAGUCCAUUACUCCGCUCGACACCCCGUUCGCCAAGAUCAAGUUGUACCAGCAAAAUGGGUCCCUUUACUACGAUAACAACCCGGGAUUUGACUUUGAAACGAACCCAACAUACACGGUAGUGGUUGAAGUAAUAAAGAACGCUCCCACGCCAGAUGAGGGCACGUGCGUGGUGACUAUAACCAACGUCAAUGAGGCCCCCAGGAUAACCAAUCUGCCCAACCCAACCUCCAUCAAAGAGAAUACAGUUUUUGGAGCUGAUACUGACAUAUACACGCUAACGGGCACAGACCCUGACGCAGGAGACGCCAUCAAAUACACUAUCUCCGAAGUUAAGCCAACCAGUGGUACAGCUAAGUUCAAAAUAGGCCCAACAGCAACUGGUACCAAAGUGCAGGUCGUAUCAGGUGCAACAUUUGACCACGAGACCACCGACCACUACAACUUGACCAUCAAAGCGGAGGACACAGGAACUCCGAAGCUUUCCGACACGAACAUCCUCAAGGUCGACAUUGUGGACGUCAACGAGGCUCCAUUCUUCCCACAAUCGGCGGCAGGAAAUAACCCUGGGGGUAAAGUUACAGUUGAGGAGGAAUCGGCUGUCGGUUCAGUUCUAACUAUCAAUCACGACUUCGGUUCGUUCAUCCAAGCGAAGGACGUUGACAAGGGUGACACUUUGACCUAUUUUCUCGAUGGAGCCCAGAAUGGAUUCUUUGAGGCCAGAAAUGAUGCAGGCAUCUGCAAUAUCUACGUCAAAACAAGAAUUGACUCGGAGACGAAUGUUAUCAACCGGGUAUUUAACCUGAAGGUUUUCGCACGAGAUUCUAAAGAUCUCAUUAGCACUAAUUUCUACUCGCUGCGAGUUACAAUCAAGAAUAUUAAUGACAACAUGCCUGGCUGUGACCCGACAAGCUACUCGGCCACCGUAGCUGAGAACACGGCGGUGGCUACCACCAUUCUGACUGUUACUUGUACCGAUGCGGAUGGAGCGCUUGACAGGUACGACAUCAAAGGAGAUGUCAACGCCCCAAAAUACUUCGAGAUCGACAUCAAUGGCGCUCUCAAGGUCAAAGACCUGCCUGACCUUGAGACUUCGAGCACGAUCAACUUCACCGGUUAUGCUGUCCAGGGCACCCCGAGCACUUCAGCAUCAGUGAGCAUAUCAAUCACUAUCACCGGCAAGAAUGACAACAAACCUCAAUUUGGCAGCACCUUCUACAAUAUGGAGACGGUGUGUGACUACUAUCCUGUGCCGUAUCCUUUAAUUACCGUUGGUAAGACGUCGGCAACGGACAAGGAUAUAACCACCUCGGUAUUGACGUAUGCCUGGGUUGGUAACGACGCUGUUGGAACGUACACCAUCCUGAAGACAGAGGGCCGCAUCAUCCCGGCAAGGCAGCUGAAGGCGGCCUCUGAAUGUGACCAGAGAUGGUUGUACUACGUCAGAGCGUCGGAUAAUGAGCUUACUCCAACUUUCUCUGAUCAUGUACCAGUCAGAAUUGAUUCCUUUAAGGCCGCCCCAUAUCUCGUUGACUUCCACGUGGGCGAGUCGACUUCUUACUUCACUGAUGCCCGCAUCACUCGAUUCUUGUCGGCCUGUUCCGCCGGCUGCAAUGGAUGUCUGUGUCGUCUCUACAGGAUAUCGGCGAGGAGUGGAAGUUCAACGACCUUAACUAUCUAUGCCUUGACGGACUCGAGCACAGAGCUAUUCAGUAACGUCAACCAGCCGAAAAACUACGUCGCCAAAACCACCAUGAUUACAACUUUUGACCCCAAUACUAAAGCCACCUCUGGCCUAAGGCUCUAUGAUGAGUUCACCAUCACUGGGUUGGAGGAGACUAUCCCAGAUCCCGCCUUCCAUGAAACUAUCGGAGGACAGAUUGUGAUCUCACUGCUCUGUAUCCUUGCCACCGCGGCCAUCAUCGGAGGAGCGGUCAAAUGUGCCAGGGUCCAGCAGGCCAAAAAGUCAGGUAAAGGCCAAUUCGAGGAGAAGAGGAAAUUGCAACCAAAGAAGAAGAAGACUCCAGUGAAACGCGUUGAUGCAGAGACAGGUUAUAAUGGCUUCAACUUUAAAUACUAAAUCAGUUCUCAUGCCGACUUACUGGCGGUGCGGAACAUCAAUCCUAAAAUCUCCUCCCUGUGUUCUAUUGCAGUGUUCGUUUUGGCUUUCAAGUCGUAUCAAGUGACAGUUCAACAGUGUCCUUCUGUUUUCGGGGUCUGUUUAUACGAACCCAUUCAACUGAUUUAUUUUUCGAAUUUUAUUGGGAACGAAGGACAAUAAAUAGUGAAUAAAUGUACAUGUACAUAAUAGUAUAUAUCGAUACAGAUCCAUGAUGGAUAAAUAGUUUUGUACAGAAUGAAUUUCAUGUAUCAAUGCACUUCAAUCAGGUGGUCUCACUACCAUCCUGAACCUCAGACCAACACUCGGCACUAACGACCGAGCUUAUGACGCGAUGGGCUGCCCUGGGAAUCUAUCGGGUGCGGGCAUAUUUUUAAGAAGCUCAAAACCUUUAUUCUUAGGGUGUACAUGCACAUUUUUGUAAUUAAGUUAUAAAUAAAUAUUAUUUUAUAUUCCAUUAUACUGUA